Molecule: messenger RNA, 4485 nt
Organism: Bacidia gigantensis
Lineage: Eukaryota; Fungi; Ascomycota; Lecanoromycetes; Lecanorales; Ramalinaceae
Exons: 4
Coding region: 1-4485 (1494 amino acids)
Biological process (GO): transmembrane transport
Cellular component (GO): membrane
Molecular function (GO): ABC-type transporter activity; ATP hydrolysis activity; ATP binding
Source: RefSeq, a predicted model, not a curated record
AUGGUGGAGUCUGCGUCGUGCCCGCUGAUUGAUGAUUCGUUUGGGCCCUUUGCUGAGCAUUGUCGAGGUGGCUUUGACUUUACUUUACUCUUUGAGGAGACUGUCUUGUCCAUACUCCCGCUGGGCCUCAUACUUCUUGUCGCACCGUUUCGCAUUCUUUACCUCAUAAAGAGAGAUAUUAAGGUCAAUUUCAGUAGAUUGUCUGUGCUGAAGCUGGUGGUAUACGCAAUCUAUGGAGGCAUUCAAGUUGCUUUGGUGGCGCUUUGGGCUGGACCAACAACAACAAGGACCAAUACCUCCAUAGCUAAUGCAGUCAUCUCUCUCAUAGGCGCAUGCGCCCUAGGAUUUCUCUCCUUCGUAGAGCACCAUCGAACUAUUCGACCAUCCUUGAUACUGGAGCUAUGGUUAUUUGUGACGUUAUUGUUUGAUAUCGCAAGGGUCAGAACACUAUGGCUCCAAGAGUACCAGACCACGAUCGCCGCUGUCACCUCGGUCUCAGUAGGAGUAAAAGCCUUCCUUGCACUCCUGGAAGCUAUCGAGAAACGACGUCUGCUUCGCCAAGAAUGGACAGACACUUCGACAGAGGCGACCAGCGGAUUUUACAAGAAGGCUUUCUUCUGGUGGCUCAAUCCCUUAUUCCGUAAAGGUUAUACUAAGUCUCUAGAGCUGGAGGAAUUGUUUGUUUUGGAUAAACAUCUCAGGUCGGAUUUCCUCUACACCACGGUCAAGACAACCUGGGAGACCAUCGCGCCAAAAGGCCCACGAACGUUAUUGCUUCUGUUCUUCAAGAAAUUCAAGUGGUACUUCAUCUGCGCUGUGCCGCCACGCAUUGCCUACAUCGGCUUCCAGUUCUGCCAACCCUUUUUGAUCAACCGGGCAAUUGAUUUUGCGGACGAGCCCAUCAACCAGGCGACAAAUAACAUUGGAUAUGGCUUGAUUGGCGCGUACAUCAUCGUAUAUUGUGGCAUAGCAAUCUCAAUGGCGCAAUAUCAGCAUUGGGCCUACCGUUCCAUAACCAUGGCAAGAGGCGGGUUGAUAUCGAUGCUGUUCGCUAAGACUUCGUUGCUGAAGACAACCGAUGUCGAUCCUUCGUCCUCGGUGACGUUGAUGAGUGCCGACAUAGAACGCAUCACCAAUGGUUGGCAGACAAUGCAUGAAAUUUGGGCGAAUACUGUGGAAGUUGCUCUUGCAAUUUAUCUGCUAGAGCGUCAGCUUGGUUCAGCGUGUGCUAUUCCACUUGCAAUAGCUAACGCCUCCCCAGUAUCCUUGUUAGGCUCGACCUUGAUCCUGAACUUGAUCAUCGCACGACAAGCGGAAUGGUUGGAAGCCAUCGAAAGACGCAUUAGCGCCACGACUACAAUGCUCGGGUCAAUGAAACGGGUAAAGAUGUGUGCGUUAACAGAUGUCUUCUCGGGCAUCCUCCACACAUUAAGGAGAGAAGAGCUUGAGAUUUCCAAACGGUUCCGAAGGCUGCUUAUUGCCAAUAUGUUCUUCUCAUUCGCCACCCAGCUCAUUGCGCCCGUCCUGACAUUCGCCGUAUUCUCGAUUUUGGCCAUGCAGUCAGGAGAGACGACACUCACAGUCAGCAAAGCGUAUACGUCAUUAUCGCUGUUUGCUCUUCUAUCUGAGCCGUUAGCAUCGCUUCUCAUGGCCAUGGCGCAAUUUGCGGGCUCCAUCGGUUGCUUCGCAAGAAUCCAAGCAUUCUUAGAGAAGAAUGAGCAUGUCGACGAACGUCUAAAGCCUUUCCCAGAAUAUUCGGAGAAAGAUCAAAGCUCUCAAUCCAAUGGUGGAAGCUCCGGGACAAGCGCAACGCAGAUCGACUAUCAGCCGUGGGGAGAGAAGAAGUUUUCCACCGCGUUGACGGAGAAAGUCGCUCUUCCUUUUUCGAGUCCUGAAGGCGACGCGUUGGAGAUUUAUAAUGGCAACUUUGGCUUCGAAGCGGAGAAGGAGCCUUUGAUUAAAGAUAUCAAUCUAAGAAUUCCGCGAGGAAAGCUUACCAUGGUCGUUGGGCCUGUUGGCUGCGGGAAGACUUUGCUGCUGAAGGCGAUUCUUGGAGAGCUCCCCGCCAUCACCGGGUCGGUCAAGAUCUACUCAGAAGACGUGUCUUAUUGCGACCAGACGUCAUUCCACAUGAACGGCACCAUUCGCGAUAGUAUCGUCGCAUUCGAAGACUAUGAUGAUCGAUGGUACAACACCGUCCUCAACGCGUGCGCGUUAGAUGAGGAUCUGCAGCAGUUGCCGCUCGGGGAUAGGACUCGGAUAGGGAGCAAGGGAGUGGCCCUUAGUGGCGGACAGAGCCAGAGACUGGCUCUCGCCCGGGCAGCAUAUGCCCGGCGGGAUCUAGGCAUGCUCGAUGAUAUCCUUAGUGGCCUCGAUCUUGAGACGGAGAACCGCGUGUUCCACAACCUGCUUGGUCUUGACGGCUUAUUCCGCCGUCAGCGUGCCACCGUCAUCCUCGUUUCGUCUUCUGUCCGACGACUACCCUUCGCAGAUCACAUUGUUGUCCUGGACGAGAAGGGCAGGAUCUGUGAGCAAGGUAGCUUCCAAGAGCUCAACGCAAGUGGCGAUUAUGUUUCGAACUUUGAUCUGCCGGCACCAGACUGGAGCUAUGAGGCAGAAGAAACCAGAUUUGAUAGGCUCAUGUCUCCAGCAACUCACAAGAUCACCCACGCUUCCACACAGCCUUUGGAGACGAAAGCGCUCAGCGAAACGGAGCUUGACGCCAACAGGCGGACAGGGGACCUUAGCGUGUAUAAGUAUUAUGUCACCACGGUCGGCGUAACUCCAGCAGUGAUAUUCAUGGUCGCCAUCUGCGGCUAUGUUUUCAGCAUGUCGUUUCCCCAAAUCUGGCUUAAAUGGUGGUCCGAUGCAAACGAGAAGCAUCCAAACGAGCGGUUGGGAUACUGGCUUGGUAUUUACGCUUUGCUCUCAGUCGGAGGUCUGGUUGCUCUCAUCGUCGGCUGCUGGGCAUUGAUUGUCACCAUGGUUCCACAGGCGGGAAGAAGCUUUCAUCGAAAGCUGCUCAAUACCGUCCUUGCUGCUCCUUUGUCAUUUUUUUCGACAACAGAUACUGGCGUCACACUCAAUCGUUUCUCGCAGGAUCUCCAACUUAUCGAUAUGGAUCUUCCGGUGUCAGCCUUGAACUUUAUCACGACUACCAUUCUUUGCGUUGCGCAAGUCAUCCUGAUCGCAUACUCUUCAGCAUUUGCGGCCAUCUCAUUUCCACUCUGGUUCGUUGCGUUGUAUUUCAUCCAAAAGUAUUACCUUCGAACGUCGCGUCAAAUUCGAUUUCUGGAUCUGGAAGCCAAAGCGCCUCUCUAUUCGCAGUUUACAGAAGUGCUAGCAGGCCUCACAACCGUCAGAGCUUUUGGAUGGCAGGAUGAUCUGAAACAGAAAACUCGUCAAUUACUUGAUCUCUCACAGAGACCCUUCUAUCUUCUUUGGGCUGUUCAGCGAUGGCUUCAAUUGGUAUUGGAUCUUGUUGUGGCUGCAAUAGCGGUGAUGUUGAUGGUUCUAGUAGUCGAAUUGAGAGGGACCAUUAGCGGCGCAUCUGUCGGCAUUGCUUUGCUCAAUGUCAUCCUUUUCAGUCAGCAUAUCAAGCUCGUCAUACAAUACUGGACGAUGCUGGAGACACAUAUCGGGGCAGUCAGUCGCAUCAAGAACUUUGCGUCUCGAACCCUUUCUGAGGACUUGCCAGCCGAAAACCGUAUACUUCCAAAUAAUUGGCCACCACAAGGUAGUCUAGACUUCAACAAUGUCUCUGCCAGCUAUGAUUCAUCUCGCAUGGUGCUGAAAGACUUGACGCUGUCGAUUCAAGCCGGCGAGAAGAUAGGUAUCUGUGGACGAACAGGCAGUGGCAAGAGCUCAUUCAUCCUCGCUAUUUUCCGUAUGAUAGAACUACAUGGCGGAUCCAUCAGCAUCGAUGGUAUCGAUAUUGCCACUGUGCCUCGGAAUGAAGUUCGCUCUCGGAUCAUCGGAUUGCCCCAGGAUACGAUGGUGCUCUCGGGGACUGUAAGACUAAAUCUUGAUCCGUACAAUAGGUCGUCAGACGGAGCAAUCAUUGAUGCCCUGGAUGAUGUCCGAUUGUGGAGCGUCAUUGAAGAGCGGGGUGGUUUGGAUGCCGACAUGGAUGUUGUCAGUUUGUCGCAUGGCCAGAGGCAGCUCUUGUGUUUAGCACAAGCACUGCUUCGAUCGAGUUCAAUUCUGAUACUAGAUGAGGCAACAAGCAGUGUUGAUGAUGUCACUGAUGGACUAAUCCAAAAGAUUAUACGGCAAAAGUUUUCUAAGCAUACUAUAAUCGCAGUAGCUCAUAAGCUCGACACGAUUACGGAUUUUGACAAGGUAGCUGUGUUAGAGAAUGGCAAUCUCAAAGAAUUUGAUAGCCCUCAUACACUGUUGUCACAAUCGUCGUCGGCGUUCCGCCAGUUGUACAACACUACCGUCAAAGAAAAAGCAGUGAAUGCAGAUGAUCAAAUUGAGCAGUAA